AUGCCCGAGGUGCCAGAGAACAUGCAGGAGAAUCUCGCGCACUUGGAGCUUGAAGCCAACAACCCCCGAAGCAUGAAUGGCCCCAUGUCGCCGCCGGCCCACGGCUACAACCAGUCGCAGCAGAACUUCCCGCCGCGGCAGGCAAGCUACCAAAACGAGCUCCCCGUAGGCGACUGGCAAUGGCCGGCGCGGCAAGCAAGCAUCUCCUCGACGUUCCGACAGCCGCCGAACGUGCAACCACAGCCUGUGCAGCAGCAGCAGCAGGUCUCACACGAUUACAACCAAUUCGCAUCGAAUCACGAAUCGCCAAACUUCUCGCCGUUCCCCAAGCUGCCCAAUAAGCCGCCGAACGUCCCGCCGUCUGACGAUGAGAAGGAAGCUGUCCUGGAGAAUGCACGGCUGCCGGUGCUCAACUCGAAUGACCCUGAGAUGCAGCUGGCAUGGGCACAAGAUGCGCUCGGCUACGUUGAUUCCGCCCAGCUUCAUGAGCAACGCAUUGCUGAGAUACAGGGCGCAAGGCCAGCUACCCCGCAGGUUGAACACCAGCUGCGGGUAGACGCAAUGAACGUGGUGACGUUUUUGGCAGACCAACACCACCCCAAGGCAGCGUUCAUGCGGGGAAUGUGGCUCGAGUUUGGCAAGUUCGGCAUGCGUGCGGAUAAGAAGGAGGCUUUCCGAUGCUAUUCUCGAGCGGCAGCUAAGGGCUAUUCAAGAGCAGAGUACCGCAUGGGAAUGCAGUUUGAGCAGUCCAACGACCCGAUCAAAGCGCUCCAGCACUACACAGCAGGAGCGGAACAAGGAGACUCGGCUUCAAACUACCGACUCGGAAUGAUGACUUUGCUUGGUCAACAUGGGCAGCAGCAGGACUUUGUCCGAGGAAUACAGCUAAUCCGACAAGCUGCUUUAACCGCGGAUGAGAAUGCGCCCCAAGGUGCUUACGUGCUGGGCAUGCUCCAAGCACGAGAGCUGCCUCAGAUCAAUGUGCCAGAAAUGUAUUUACCAUACGACGAAAAAUCGGCAAGGCAGAACAUCGAAAAGGCUGCAUACCUGGGAUUCGCGAAGGCUCAAUUGAAGAUGGGGUCUGCCUACGAACUUUGCAGUUUGGGUUGUGAAUUCAACCCCACGCUCUCUCUUCACUACAAUUCGCUGGCAUCUCGUCAAGGGGAAGCAGAGGCAGACAUGGCAAUCAGCAAGUGGUUCCUCUGUGGACAUGAGGGCGAGUUUGCUAAGAACGAGGAACUGGCAUACCAGUAUGCCCAACGCGCGGCUGUUGCCGGGCUUGCAACCGCAGAAUUUGCCAUGGGCUACUUCAACGAAAUCGGCAUGCACACCCCAGUGAACAUCGACAAAGCCAUCGAAUGGUACGAGAAGGCGGAGAAGAAUGGCAACAAGGAUGCAGCAACGAGGAUAGAAAGCAUUUCAAAGACCCACCGAACACUGUCGAAGAAGGAUCACGAGAAGGUGGCGAUAGGCAUGAUCAAGUCAAAGCAUGGUUCCAUGCGCGGCCAGCGACCGGCAAGACUACAGAAGCCUACAGGACCUGCUCUGGCAUCAAUCAACGACGUCAGUCCUUCAGACUACGGUGAUGCUUCGCCUCUCAGCUCCGCGCCUAGUCGCAUGGGCAAUCGAUCCGAUACUACCACGCCUUACCCAAUCUCGGACAAGCCUCCAAUGCUUGGGAAUUCACCACCCUCCGCACCGUAUGAUCGUCCUUCUACGGUCACGCCGUACCCGAUGGACAAUGGACCACCCAGACUUGGCCCACAACGACCGGGUGUCGCGGGUGGCUUUGCUCCAGAGCUGCGGUCGUCCAGUGCUCGACCUUCGUCAUCUUCGGCCUUCAACAUCAACCCUAAUAUCUUUCCCCCGAAUGACGGUUAUGGGCGUGGUUCACCGCGACCCGGUCCUGGGCCUGAUAUGGGCUCACUCCCAUACCGCCCUCACACCAGCAUAGACAACAUGGGUCCAGGACAGGGUCGUGGAGGACGCAUGCCAAGUGCAGGACGUGGAGCGCCCCUCACACCAGGAGGUCCUGGCGGGUACAGGCAGCCCGGCGGACCGAGUGCUCAACAUCCAGAACAAAUCCAACGUCCCCAAACUGUGCAGCCAGCAGAUGUCGGCUACAGUGGGCCAGACGGAAGAAACAAACUUCAGAAGGUAGGCGCACCGCUGAAAAAGCAGCCCACCUUGCCCGACAUUGGAUAUGUCGCGCCUCUUGAACCAAGACAACACACGCGGCCAUCCACCGUUCAACCAGGUACAGAGAGCAGGACAUCCUCACGCCCAGACAUGCGUAUAUCUUCCCCACCAGGCUCAGGUGGCCACCAGUCUGUACAUGAUGGCAUGCCGAAGCCAAGCAGAGUUGCUACGAUACAACAACAGCACCAGCCACCCCCGAAGAAGCCGCUUCCUGCUCAGGCUGGCAAGCCACCAGGCUCCGCACCUCCUUCUAAGCCCUCUACACCAGCUUCGACGGCAUCCGGCUCCGGACCGAAAACGUUUGACGAGAUGGGCGUUGGCCAGGCACCCAAGGAGAGUGAUUGUGUCGUCAUGUAAAUCUGACCACAGUUUAUGGCCAUCUAGCGCUGCAUAUUAAGUUCGUUUGCAUAGCGAGUUGCAUACAGAAUUGGGCGUGCGUUGCUUUUCUUUUAAUAUACCCGUGAUAAUGCUCAUUCAAGGCUUUGGAUUUUGCCUUGAUGGUGUAAUGUAGAGGAAUAGACAAUGCUUUUUAGA
Molecule: messenger RNA, 2733 nt
Organism: Parastagonospora nodorum SN15
Lineage: Eukaryota; Fungi; Ascomycota; Dothideomycetes; Pleosporales; Phaeosphaeriaceae
Exons: 2
Coding region: 1-2556 (851 amino acids)
Molecular function (GO): protein binding
Source: RefSeq, a predicted model, not a curated record